UACAACCACAGAUAUGUGUAUCGCAUCCAUUUUCUGGCAUAUACAGAUAAGGACUUGUAGUACGUAUUCCAUGUAUGGGUAUAUAUUGCACAAUCCAUAAGAGCAAAUACACGACGGAAAGCGCAAAUACAUGACGAUAAAGAGCAAAUACACGACGUUAGCAACAACAAAAAGUCAAAAUGGCUGCUCGAGGGAGUCAUUCGAUUUCUGAGCGACAUCCAUCUGUGUACUGUGAUAAUGAAACUUGUAGUCCUCUGAUUGUACGUUGUGGUCGAAAUGACUGUGGCGCUGAAAAAUGCAAUGGAGAGAUGUAUCAUUGUCCUUUGUGUCCUCCUGAAAAAUUUUCAAAAGAAAUUCCAUCAAGAGUAAAAGAACACUUUAAAAGCGUCCACUGGGAAAACAGGAUUCAUGAAUUUGAAGGUUUUGACAUUCUGAGGUGUAAGCUGUCAUGUACUUUUGCAUCCAAACGACAUGGCUCAGAUGUCAAGCAUUUCAAAGAUGUUUCGCACUAUCACUGUUUUGGAUGUAAUUCUGGAUUCAAGCAUCGCAAUGAAGCAAUUCGACAUAUAAGAAGUGCACAUGAUUUACAGCUUUCUGUUGUAGAGUUUGGUUCAGGGAAACAACAACAAUGCUCUCAAAGUCAACUUUCUCUACAUAAAGUAACCAUUUGAGCAGCAAAUGCAUCAAACUCAGUUCCCUCAAGUUCAGCAGCAUCAGCUGGAGCACCAAGUGACCACUCAGCAUCUCACACAGCUGCAAACGCAGCAACAACAAGAGCAAUUUCUACAUAUGCGGCUAUCUGAGGAAACACACCAACAAAGCAGCACAAACAUAGAAAUGUCUGAGGUUCAACAAUAUCAGGAGUUUUCUUACAUGCCUGCUCAGUCUCGUUCAAUGCGACAACAACCGCCCAGAGUUAAAUGUCCUUUCCCAGACUGUAAACGAGAAUUUCAUCCAAAUUCCCUUUCAAGCUACAUAAAGACCAAACAUGCUGCUGAUAAAAGAAAGAAAAUAUCUUCAAUGAGGUACUUGAAUGGAAUAUGUGUUGACUCGACAAAUGGGGUUUAUCUUGUGAGGAAACAACUUAGUGGAACAGAUCAUCCCAUUCAUUGUCAAUUUAAAACCACAAACUCUCCUUCUAUUGCAUGUAGUGUUGAUACAUGUCGUCAACUUAGCGAAACUGCUUCAAGAAGUGGUCAAGCAAAUUUUCUUUGUGAUCAUGUGCAGUCUACAUAUUUUAUUGGGACGUCAACUGUUGUUGAUCAUUUAAGAGAAGAUUCUCUUGAUUAUAUAGUGAACACUUUGAAAUGGUUGAAAUUUGAACGGAGGUCUGAAUGUCUGCAGUGGCAGAAACAAGCUAAUGACAAGAAUACCCCACUUGUUGUUCAGAUGCCUGUCACACCUGAUUCCUCCAAUCGUUUCUUUCAUUUUUCUGUGUUUGCAAAUGUUAAACGGGAUCAUUACUGGUCAUUUUGCAAACGAGUAAUUGUAUCAUAUGACAAUGAAACUUCAUCAUUUCAUUGCAAAUGCUGCCCAUCUCGUCGUUCCUGCAUGCAUAAAUGCAUUGUUAAGUGGGCAAUUGGACAGUGGCAUCCCUCUGUUGUUGGCACCACCCACCAAUUGAUGAUGAAAUUGGUGAAGAUUUAAGUUUACCAGAACCAGAAGAUAAUGCUGUUGAAGACGUUCUACUUGAAAA
Messenger RNA from Xenia sp. Carnegie-2017, 1696 nucleotides. RefSeq names its product TRMT1-like protein. The transcript is spliced from 2 exons. NCBI's taxonomy places the organism in Eukaryota, Metazoa, Cnidaria, Anthozoa, Malacalcyonacea, Xeniidae. Bases 180 to 671 code for a protein of 163 amino acids. The record is from RefSeq and is a predicted model, not a curated record.